Molecule: messenger RNA, 6805 nt
Organism: Silurus meridionalis
Lineage: Eukaryota; Metazoa; Chordata; Actinopteri; Siluriformes; Siluridae
Gene: map3k10
Product: mitogen-activated protein kinase kinase kinase 10
Biological process (GO): protein phosphorylation; positive regulation of apoptotic process
Molecular function (GO): JUN kinase kinase kinase activity; ATP binding; protein binding
Source: RefSeq, a predicted model, not a curated record
CCGGUGUAUCUGGAUACCAAGUCAGCUUGAGCCUGACAGUCCGAUCCAUGGACGCCGAAUACACGGGUUGGAUUUGACAGGUUGAGAAAUACCACCGGAAGGCUUUCGGAUCGAACCGGGGCAGAGUGCAGAAGAGGAAACCAAACUGGGUUCGGUGCAGGAAUGCAGAAUGAAGCGUCAUAAUGUCACACCCCAGACUGCUGUACUGAUGAUGGACUGUAAAGGCAACCAAGCAACAUCAAACAGGGAUAUGAUGGAAAAGAAAACAGGAUUUUGACCCGUGGACAGUGGAUUACAAAUAUAAAAAAUAGCAAAACAAAAAAACCAGGAGGUCAAUUUAAUAUUAUUAUUAUUAUUAUUAUUAUUAUUAUUAUUAUUAUUAUAAGAUGGUGGCAAGAUGUGUCUGUUCGCCGUUUCUGUAUCAGCAUCAGAUCAGAUUUCAUCAUCCUCGACCCAGGAAUCCGAAGCGCAAUAAUUUCACAUUCGAGCGAUAUUAAUAGCCCAAGUGUCUGCUUCUCUAUAAGCGGGAUAUUCCUCCUUAGAAACGCCUGCAUGGUGACAACAAGGACAGCAAUGCCACGGAGAAAAAGAGGACACGCUCUAUGCAGGCAUCUAUGCAAUUCAUAUGCAAGAUAAACAAGGUGGAGUUGGAAUCUGGAGGGUCGGAAAAAAAAAAUUCAUGAUGCUCUACCUGCCUUGAAGCAACUCAUUUUCAUAGAUCGGACAGGUAAAUAAUUAAAUGUGGAUAUCCAAACAAAAUCCUUUAAAAUGCUGCCCACUAGAAUGACUUUUUUUAAAUAUGAUGGAAGAAGAAGGCGCUGAACCCGGUCUGAAAUAGUCGUAGUAAGAUUAGACAUAAAAUCGGAUACCUCGGUUGCUCGGGGCAGGUGUGUACGAACAGAAUGAAGGACAGGAAUGCAGGUCUUAUCAUGUCAGCCUACAGACGUAUAUGAUGAUGAAAAGGAUGAGAGAGAUGCAGGCCCUGUGAUGAUGCUCCACUGUUUUCAUUUAUCCUAGGUGCUGAACGAAGCACCCGAUCUGCUAGAUGAUCAUUUUGACAUUUUACUAGCCGUUUCUUAGACUCAAAACAAAUGACUAUUAAUAGUUGACUGUUCCCAGACAGCUGUUUUAAUGUGCCUUAAUAGAUGCUAGUGGAAGGAGAAGAUAAUUCUGCUAAAAAGAUUUUCACCAUUUAAGAGUGGUGCUUUGGCACUUCAGCUGACUUAACACAUUCCUCCAGUUCCUAACUGGCCAGAACUGGUUGAUGUGUUCUGCAUGGAUUUUAUGCAUGAGUUGACCAAGGUUCUCCCCCAGCUGUUGAAACCGCACCGCUGAAGCAGCUUAUUUGGAAAUGGACCCAAAUUCGACACUCAGCGGUAUGGGUAGUGGAGGAAAUGGCACCCCACUACCCUGCACUGAAUGUGGAGAUUCUUGUGGAGCACCACCCCCUUUCACCGUGCUCCCAAAUGCGAAUCAGACUCCCUGCCUCACUCAUACGGAGAACGGCAGCAGCUGGAACUCCUCCACCCUCUCUUCUUCGGUUAGCUCCCCUGAUUCUCACAUCCACCAGCAUCACGGAGCCUCCAACCCUUACUGGACGGCCGUGUUUGACUAUGAAGCGGCCACAGAGGAGGAGUUGACCCUAAAACGUGGGGAUUUGCUAGAGGUGCUUUCCAAGGAUUCAAAGGUUUCUGGAGAUGAGGGCUGGUGGACUGGUAAGAUCCAAGACAAGGUGGGGAUCUUUCCAAGCAACUAUGUGACACGUAGUGACACCACACUGCCCACUGGAGGUUUACUGGUGGGUGGUGGGAGUCCCCUGGAGAUCGACUUCUCAGAGCUGUGCUUGGACGAGGUUAUAGGAGCAGGAGGUUUUGGAAAAGUGUAUAAAGGCCUAUGGAGGAAUGAUGAGGUGGCUGUUAAAGCAGCACGCCAGGACCCUGAUGAGGACAUCAGUGCCACAGCGGAGAGUGUAAGGCAGGAAGCACGACUCUUCUGGAUGCUCAGGCACCCCAACAUCAUUGCACUCAAGGGUGUCUGUUUAAAAGAGCCAAAUCUUUGCCUAGUAAUGGAAUAUGCUCGUGGUGGGGCACUAAACCGGGCACUUGCAGGGAAGAAGGUUCCUCCCCGGGUCCUGGUUAAUUGGGCAGUGCAGAUUGCUACUGGCAUGGACUACCUGCACAACCAGACCUUCGUGCCCGUAAUCCACAGAGAUCUGAAGUCCAGUAACAUUCUGAUUCUGGAGCCAGUGGAUAGGGAGGACCUGAAUGAAAAGACACUAAAGAUCACAGACUUUGGACUGGCACGGGAGUGGCAUCGCACCACUAAGAUGAGUGCGGCAGGCACCUAUGCCUGGAUGGCUCCAGAGGUCAUAAAACUGUCGCUCUUCUCUAAAAGUAGCGAUGUGUGGAGUUUUGGUGUACUGCUGUGGGAGUUGCUGACCGGUGAGGUGCCGUAUCGGGAGAUUGACGCCUUGGCUGUGGCCUAUGGAGUUGCCAUGAACAAACUGACCCUCCCUGUUCCUUCCACCUGCCCUGAGGCCUUUGCUCAACUGUUAGGAGAAUGCUGGAGCCCAAAUCCUCACAGUCGCCCCACUUUUACUAAUAUACUGAGGAGGUUGCUGGCCAUUGAGCAAUCUUCCAUGUUCCAAAUGCCACUGGAGUCUUUCCAUUCCCUACAGGAGGACUGGAGGCUGGAGAUCCAGCAGAUGUUUGAUGAGCUGAGGGCCAAAGAGAAGGAGCUGCGUUCCUGGGAGGAGGAGCUGGCUCGGGCUGCAGAGGAACAGAGGACGCAAGAGGAGCUAUUGAAGAGACGCGAGCAAGAGUUAGCUGAGAGGGAGAUUGACAUCGUGGAGAGAGAGCUAAACAUCAUUAUCCAUCAGAUGUACCAGGAGAAACCACACGUCAAAAAGCGCAAGGGCCAUUUCAAGAAGAGCCGGCUCCUUAAACUGGGCCGAGAUAGCAACUGCAUCAGCCUGCCCUCUGAUUUUGAACAUAAGAUCACCGUGCAGGCCUCUCCCAGUGUGGAUAAGAGGAAAAGUCAAGGCAGUGAGAGCACCACUCCACCAGCUAGUCCAGGUGUUAUACCUCGUCUCAGAGCCAUUCGAUUAACCCCAAAUGAUGGGAGGAACACUUGGGGGCGUACAGCAGUGUGUAAGAAAGAAGACCUGGCAGUGACGAAAAAGAAGGGCCGUACCUGGGGUCCCAGCUCCACUCAUCAGCGCGAGCGUGUUGGAGGAGAAGAGAGGUUAAAGUCACUUGGAGAGGGGAAAGUGUGGUCUUCCAGUGCUCCUAAUCUGGGAAAAUCCCCUAAACAUGUCCCAAUACCUGGUGGCUUCUCUAGUCUUAAUGAGAUGGAGGAACAGUGUGAGCUCGAGGAACGAUUGGCUCCAGAGGGCAGUAGCAAUGGGGCGACGGAGGAUGCCAGCCAUAUGUGGAUGGGCGUAGGACCUGGAGUGGGUUCCCAGGAUUCUUUGCGGCGCUGUAAUCAGAGAAAGAAGAGUGACAUAGUAUUGCUAGGCUGUGCCUCCAUCUUGGCUGCCGUGGGCUUCGGCUCAGACCUGCUCCAGCUGGGACGAUUGCAGGUAAACCAGGACGAACAGGAUGCACGUGAGGAACAGCGAAAAAAGAAAGAAGGUCUGUUUCAGCGCACAGGUCGAUUCCGACGCAGCACUUCUCCCCCAAGCCGUACGCUGUCCCUGUCCUUGUCCCACAGCCGCCAUCAUCAUGAAUCUGUGCUGCCCUGCCUGGACCCGUCUCCAUCUGUCACACUCCUGUCCCUGUCCUCCCUUUCCGACUGCAACUCCAAGUCCCUGCUGCCCUCGGACCCAGACGAUCUUGUGCCAAGUCCGAGCAGCGCAAUGCCUUGUCCAGCUCCCACUUUAAACCCCCUGCUGGACCUGCGAGCAGAGAGUUUUAAACGGGAGCCGAACCAGUCGCUCACUCCAACCCAUGUCUCCGCCACCAUGGCUGUGAACCGUGGACACAGACGCACACCGUCUGACGGUGCCAUCAGACCUCGUGCACAAACAGUGACAGGGCACCGACGUACGCCUUCAGAUGGCAGCAUGCCAAUUCCGCCAGACACACCCACUACCACAGCAUACACAGGUUCUCGUGACAGUCUUGAUAUCCCUCGUCUCCCGGACCCAUCCACAGUCUACCCUGUAGUGCAUCGGCGUAAACCUCCUCCUCCUUCAGAAUCCCAGACCGGGACCCUUGAGCGGCCCAAAACAUUGGAGUUUGCCCCCCGUCCUCGCCCCACCCCGGCCCGAGCUCGCCCAGACCCAUGGAAGUUCUCGUCACUCUCCCGGACUCUCAGCUCAUCUCCGGGGAGCAGCUGUGACAGUCCACUAGGCUCUGGCGACAGCGGGGUCAGUGCAGGAGCCACCGCUGGCCGCCAAACUCUAUUGGACAUGGACAUGGAAGGGCAGAGCCAGGACAGCACGGUGCCUCUCUGUGGGCAGCACUCACAAGCCACAUUGUGUGGCCAGCAAUUCUUAUAAAAUGCCAGGAAGCCUCCAAUAUAACCAGGGCUGCCUCGCCAGCAUAUCCCCUAGAUGCAAAAGAGUUAUGAAACACCUAGCAUUGACCUGCAUUUCUCAUGGAGGCUGUUUGUAGACAGGGCAUCCCAGAAACCAUGACUGUCCCCUCACAGUGUGAGUGUAAGAAGUACUAAAAAAAAAUCACUCGGAGGACUGUGGAUUAUUUUUCAUAGCCACCGCAGUGAACCACAGUCUUAGAGCUGCAGCACUUUUAUGAGUUCCAUAAAAGUAAAGGUCAAGUCCUACUGCUUGCAUCAUUCCCUCUAUAGAUUGUUCAAUAAAACUCUCUUUUUUUAUAUACCCAGGUAAAAUUUAUGUGAUGAAUUGCAUUUGCAAAGCCAUUUCUUUGAUACUGUAUUUUCUGGACAAUAAGUUGCUCAUGAUUCGGAGACAAGCCUCCUUCAAUUAUGAUAGAAAAAAAAAAUGUAAUAAUUUGCUUCUUAGCUUUUAUCCCAUUAGUGUUACCUCGUUCAGAUGAUAGAAAUGCGUUCCAAUGGCCCCAUUGUAACAUAAAAAUAUUGUAAGUUAAGAUAUGGCCUACCCGACCUUUAGGGAAUCUUAAAGAAUGGUGAUCAGUAUGGGGUAGUAUACUGUAAUUUGUUAAUAAUAUAACAAAGUACAGUACAUAAUUAAGCAAAACAGCAAUUUACAGUACUCUAUAAGCUUUACAGUAUAUAUAUGUACAGUAUGUGGCAGUGGGCACGUAAACGAGUGUCGCUCACAAGUAAAGGUUAGCGGCUACAUUUGCCUGCCGUGCAAAUCUUAAAAUAUCUUUACCAUUCGGUCAUAUUCUCAUCGUCAUCGCAAGAUCGAAAACUCUGGGACCAUCUGUACAUGGCAAUGUUUUAUGCUGACAUCUUGAACAUGCCUCGGCGUACAUUGAAAAUGCUGCACCACAAAGGGAUUCCAUAUUGUAUAUAAUCAAAUAGCUGUGAAGGAAAGAAAAAUCUAAUGCUAUUCAUUCACAACCUCAGGAAAAAAUAUUCUACAUUGUAUGACACAAGCUGUAAUGGCUGUUUUUCAGUAUCAAGCUAAUAACACGACUAAAACAUCCAUGUUCACUGAUAUUUACUGUAGGUUCAUUUAUUAGUCCGUUAUAUAUUAUUUACCCUUUUUUGUGUUUUUCAAAAAUCCAAAUCCUAAAUGUUUCUGUAAUAUUUCACUCCCUCAGUGAAGCAGAUAAAAAAUCAGCUGCACAUAAGUUGUCCAGAAAGCUUUUCAUGUGCGUAUUUAAAGCAUGGUUAAGACAUGUUUCAGGGUGGACUUCUGAGUCCGAAGAACACAAGCAAGUUAUAGCAAUUACAUACACAUUUACACCCAAAAUAAAGACAUUACCGCCUGGCUAUAUUGCACUUAAACUACAGAAUGAUGUGGGUCUUAUAGUCCAGAAAAUAUGGUAGCAUAUGAUCUCAGCAUAUUAUUCUAUCCUUCUGUUUUUGAGGAGAAGAUAGACCAUCUCACGCUGCCUGCAGAACCUAAUCAGAAAGCAGGAGCACGUUUUAAUGUGAAGGCCUUGUUUGACUGCAAAUCCCGAUGUACAGUCCAUAUUGCCUGUGUUUGUAUGUAAGCAAGAGUGUGUGCAUGUCUUUCUGAGAGAAUGUGUCAUAGGUGUUUGAGAAAUGGUGUCCUCAGCUGUUUCCGGCUUAAACACACUCUCACUUCCACGGUAAAACAGGAAUAUUGUGAGCCUGGAGGAAGGGAAGGACUUUUAAUGGUCGAGUGAGGGUCUCCGUCCGUUCGCAAUAAAAUACAAAGCAAGUUCUGUACCGUAACGUGUACACAGUAUACAUCUGACAUUUACACUUGUUUACCUCUUCAAAUGGGACCAUGGAAGAUCUUCCUUCACCUGCACACUGGUCUGAGAGAAAGGAAUGAACUGUGAGAUGCAGUGUGUGGCGGUUUUUUUUUCUUUCUUUUUUAUGCUUUAUGAAAUACCACUGUAAUCAGACACAAAGAGAAGAAUGCGUGAUGACAUUCCGUUCUGAACAAGGAGACCCUUAACCUUGUGUUUAUGACGUGAUAUUGUACGCUUUCAUGCUCGAAGGUUCAUCCUGGUAAUCGACAGUAUUUUUUCCACUGUCUGCCGGCAAGUGUGGAUGUGUGUGCGUGUGUGUGUGCGUGUGUUUGACUGUUCUUAUUGUUAUAAUUUGUAUGGGGUGACUCUGUGGAGAAAUGAGACACAAUGCCGUCCCGUACUUUCUGUGUGAAAAGAACUAAGAGUAUUUAUUAAAAUUACUGUUAUGAUUGAAUUGAUGGAUUAUGUUU